CUUGACGGGAAUGAUCUUGAAAACGUGAGCUACUCCUGCAUAAAGGCUUCAAUUAUCGCUUCUCAGCUUCUUCCACACGAUUCAGGGCGGCGGAAUAGUGUUCCUCCACGUUCAAACUUCAGUGUGGGGUUGCGGGCCCGAACAACGCCAAUCUCCACUUCGGAACGGUACUUCUUCCUCAUCACCUGCAACGGGAACAGAUUAUUCAGCAAUUGAGAGAAGAAAACAUUCGGACUCAUUGAUACUUCACUUCCCACAUGACAACAUUCCCAGGAAAACCAACAACCAUGUCUGAAAAAGCCCAAGAACCUCUUCCAAAAAUCAACAGAUUUAUAACAGACCACGAUUCAUCAGGAAAAGCCAUUUUCUCAGAAGAGAUUCCUUCAGCACUAGACUGGCAAACACUCCCAGAUGGUGCAAAGUUCUGUUUGGGAUACUGUACCAACACCUUCCCAGUAUCCUUGAAUUCCAAUGAAGAUGUAUCGACCUACCGCCACUACCAAGAGAACCUUCCGGGAAUAACUAUUCCUGGAGGUACAGUGUUGAGGAUCGUGGACAUGCUCCCAGGUGCAUUGUCGCCCAUGCAUAGGACUGUGAGCCUGGAUUAUGGCGUAGUAUUGGAAGGGGAGGUGGAAUUGGUGCUGGAUUCGGGAGAGACGAAGUUGAUGAGGCGGGGAGACGUGGCAGUCCAGCGAGGGACAAAUCAUGCGUGGAGAAAUGCGAGUCAGGAGAAGCUCGCGCGGAUGUUGUAUGUCUUGCAGGAGGCAGCGCCUAUUGAGAUCGGAGGCAAGAAAUUGGAUGAAGAUUAUGGUGGAAUUCCGGGUGUAAGACCUUCGAAAUGAAGACUUGGUUAAGGAUGAGCUCGAACUAGACAAUGAGAGUUCUAAAAGAACAGUAAGAACUUCUGCUGGAAAGCUUGUAUGCCCCAAUAAACGCAUUAGAUUUGUCGUUCAUGAAAUAGCACUUACAGCUUCAUGCCACCCU
Messenger RNA from Mollisia scopiformis, 984 nucleotides. RefSeq lists its product as uncharacterized. The transcript has a single exon. Lineage: Eukaryota; Fungi; Ascomycota; Leotiomycetes; Helotiales; Mollisiaceae. The coding region runs from base 288 to 842 and encodes 184 amino acids. The record is from RefSeq and is a predicted model, not a curated record.